Messenger RNA from Anopheles marshallii, 3255 nucleotides. It is a transcript of the gene Vps11, whose product is annotated as vacuolar protein sorting-associated protein 11 homolog. Gene Ontology annotation, molecular function: protein binding; protein-macromolecule adaptor activity. Lineage: Eukaryota; Metazoa; Arthropoda; Insecta; Diptera; Culicidae. The record is from RefSeq and is a predicted model, not a curated record. The transcript is spliced from 5 exons. Bases 1 to 3255 code for a protein of 1084 amino acids. Gene Ontology annotation, biological process: vacuole organization; vesicle-mediated transport; endosome organization. Gene Ontology annotation, cellular component: HOPS complex; endosome.
AUGGCUAUAUUCGAGUGGCGCAAGUUCAACUUUUUCGACCUCCGUCAGGGAGUAGAUAAAGAUAACGUAUCCGGGGCGUUACAGGGUGCGAAGAUUACCGCAACGGCAAAUGGCAGCAGCUUGAUAGUGAUUUGCGAUUCCAACGGAAACAUUCACACAUUUAGCCGCACUUGGUCGGUGAUUAGUUUCAAAGGCCACGAAGGUUCUAUACUGCUGUGCGACAUAGCGAAACCGAACAACCUGCUCGUAACGGUGGGUGAGGAUAUAAACGGUCCGUCUUUCAAGGUUUGGAACUUGUCGAAGCUGUCCGCGGCUAACGGAGCGCAAUGUUUGCGCACGGUACGCACGAUGGUAUCCGUCCCAACGGCGUUGGCCGUCUCGGAGGGAGGACAAUUUAUGGCGAUCGGUUUUGCGCAGGGCAACAUAUCACUGUACCGUGGAGACAUUAGCCGCGAUCGAUCGAAAACUCUCAAACAGCUCACGGCCGGUACAAGUGAUAUAGCCGGAAUCGCAUUCAAGCACUGCCACAAGCACACACAAAUGUUUGUCUGCUCGAACUCGGGCGUGUAUCUCUACAAUCUGCACAGCCGCGACAAGGAGAUUCGCGUUAUUCUGGCCACAAUGAAGAAACCAGUCGGUUGCUGUGCGUUACAGACUGGCCACAACGAGGGUCACUUUAUGGUUGGAUUGGAUGAUGCAGUGUACUGCUAUACGUCGGAUGGCCGUGGUCCGUGUUAUGCGCUCGAGGGUAACAAAACGCUUCUACACUGGUAUCGCUCGCAUCUGCUGGUGGUGAUGCGCAACCCAAGAAGUCCCGGUGGGUUUAAUCUCACCGUGAUCGACAUACAGAACAAAUUCAUCGUUUUCACCUCACCCAUUGACGAGGUUUCGGCGAUUCUAACCGAUUUCGGCACCUGCUACAUUCUGACCGAAAGUAAACAGAUUCUCCAUCUCGACGAGAAAGAUCUGCAGAGUAAGCUGAAUGUGUUGUUUAAGAAAAAUCUGUACGACAUUGCUGUGCGUAUUGCCAAAUGCAAUCAGUACGAUGCGGAGGGUCUUGCGGGUAUUUUCAAGCAGUACGGUGACCAUCUCUACAGCAAGGGCGAUUUUGCCGGUGCGGUGGAACAGUAUGCAAAAACCAUUGGUCAUCUGGAACCAUCGUACGUGAUACAGCGCUUCCUAGACGCACGGCACAUACACUAUCUCACGGAUUAUCUGCAGACGAUACACGCACAGGGACGAGCUACCGCUGACCACACGACACUGCUGUUGAACUGUUUCACUCGGCUCGAUCGAACGACCCAGUUGAAGGAGUUUUUGAAAAACGAUCAAAAGUCCAACCUGUUCGACAUUGAUGUGGCGAUCAAGGUGUGCCGGGAUGCGUCGUACGUUGACGAAGCACUUCAGUUGGCGAAAGCACACCGAAAGCAUGACGCCUGCCUGAGUAUACUCACCGAAGAUAUGGGUCAGUUCGAGGAAGCGCUAAGCUACAUCGAAUCGCUAACUUGUACGGACGCGGAACGCAGCAUUAAACGAUAUGGAUCGGUAUUGAUGACAAACUGUCCCACGAGAACUAUAGCAUUGCUGAAGAAACUGUGCACAGAAUAUGCCUCGAACCGGAACUCGACGCAAGGCAAAGACGCUCUAACGGUAGCUGAUUUGUUGUCGGAUCUAAAUCUAAACGAUGAACGUGGUCACGGGAACCCGGAAGACUUUAUUCACCUAUUUGACGAUACGGAGCUGUUGAUCGAUUUCCUGGAACAUCUGACACGCUUCGUGCCUGCCAGCAGCCAGUGCGUGUACAGUACGCUAAUCGAGCAUUAUCUGUACAAAUGGAAGGAAAAUGCGUCGGUAGAGGAAAAGUUACUAGAUUUGUUAAAAUACAACACGGAGCGGUACGACAGAAAUCAUGCCCUGGCGCAGUGUCGUGUUCACGAGUUCUGGCCGGGCGUUAUGUAUCUGUACGAGGAGGAUAAGCUAUACCAUCUCAUCAUACGGCACUACUUGAGACAUCGCCAGUAUGAGGAGUUAUUGGGGUGCUGUCGCAAGCUAGCUCACAACAAUACGUCCCUCUGGUUGCUUACGCUAAACGGUCUUAAAAACGAUGCACAAGCUCCGCCGCAUUUGUUUAACCAAAUUCUUCAAGUCAUUUCCCAGAAAAGACUACAAGCUCCGCUGCAAGUGCUCGAUUGUUUGGCGGUGGAUCAAGGUCCCGCCUUUCUCUCGGUGAAAGAUUAUUUCAUGCAGGUUUUUCAGAAGGAACAGGACACCAUCCGCAGUGAGGAGGAAAAGGCGCGAACCUACCGUGAGGAAUCAGCCUCUAUUAAGCGUUACAUAAAGCACCUGCAGGAGGGUAACGUGGAGUUUCAAAACACGACCUGUGAUGCGUGUAAGCAGCCGUUGUCGAUGCCGGCACUGUUUUUCCUUUGCAAACAUUCCUAUCACCAAGACUGUAUUCGAAGCUACACCGAUACGGAACGGGACUGUCCAGUGUGCAAUAAAAACAAUAUCCAACUGAUCGAGGCACUAAGAGCGCAGAGUGAGGCACGCGAUCAGCAUGAAAUGUUUCACGAUCUGCUCGAUCGUUCACCGGAACCAUUCUCCGUGGUGGCCGAUUAUUUCGGGCGCGGAUUAUUCAACAAGCUGCUUAUUGUAGAGGAAGGAGAUCCACAGAUGGAGAUUAUGGAACAACCGAAACAAACUGAACGUGCGAAAGCUAGCCCCGUUGCGUCGUACGAACCGCGUGUUAUUCCACAAACGCCGGCACCGUACACCAGCGAAGCGAGACUCCGCCAGGACGAAGGUCGAUCGGCUCAGAUACGAAUCGAAUCGCACGAAAACGAAAUGCGCCUCCGUUUGAUGGAACAAGAGCGCAUCAGGCAGCGCCAACAGGCGGCAACAAUCGCGCAACAGCAGAUGAAGCUCCGAGAUGACCGUAGUCCGAAAAUGCAAUCACCAUAUGGCAGUCCGAGACCACCAACCGGCGCCGAACUGAACCGAGCGCUUAAUCCAUUCGAAAAAUCGAACGUUUCCUCUACGAAAGCCGUUACCAGUGCGAAAGAUAUCGCUAAAAUACCGAUCGCCACCACGGCACGCAAUCCUUUCGAUGAGGAUGACGCAGAAUAUGACAAUACCAAAAAUCCUUUCGACGAAGGAACUGGUCCGACGCAGGGAAAAUCACAAACGGAUCGUUCCGCCGCCAGAAACCCGUUCGAAGAGGAGUACGACAGUAAGCUUGAUCCUUUUGCAGAGUAA